Symbiodinium necroappetens is the source of this 1188-nucleotide messenger RNA. NCBI's taxonomy places the organism in Eukaryota, Dinophyceae, Suessiales, Symbiodiniaceae. The record is from the annotation of a GenBank genome assembly.
AUGCCGAAGAAGAAGAGGAGCACCGGGACCUCAGCUGCAGAAGGCUACGCAGCAGACCCAGGUGAUGCAAAACUCUCGGCUGUGGCAUCCGCAGAUGCAUGGACCAAGGUCCAAGCAUGGUUCCAGCGAAAGGGUGGUGUCGCAGACCCGUCUAAGAUAGCGUUACGAGAGGCAGAUGGGGACCGAAAUGUUGUGGCCGUUGCCGGUUUGAGCAAAGGUGAAGCGAUCUUUCGUGUUCCUGCGCAGAUAUGGUUCACUGCUGAAGGCUUGUCCUCGCACGAGGCAGGGAGAGCGGCCCUGAAGUGGGCUGAACACGCAUCAGAGGAGGUCGGCCUGUCUGCAGAGCACGUGGAGCUUUGCUUGCUUGCCGUGCUGAUGCUGCUGGAGGGAGCAAAGACCGCUUUUUGGUCUGACUACGUUGCUGCCUUGCCUUGGUCCAGCUCCUUACCGCUCAGCUGGACGCCAGACCGACUCUCCACUCUCAAUGGUGCAGCGCCGCAGUGGCAGAUCCAAGAGAAGAAGAGCCAGCUAGCCAGGGCCUACUCUUCUGUGGUCAACGCAUUGCAGGCUGCUGCGAGGAAGGCUUUUCAGUCUGCAUGCCCGAGCAGCGACAUGUUCAUCAAAGCUUUCUCGCUUGCGCAUUCCCGUGCCAUGGGCAUACGAUCUGUGGGCGAUCAAGGAAGAUGCUGGAACCUUGCAAUGCUUCCCUUCGUGGACAUGCUAAACCACUCACGCCAGCCUGAAGUUGACUGGGAUGUUGUCCGAACCAAGGAUGCUGGCUUGUGCGUCGUUGGGCGGACCAAGUGCGAUGUCAAGGCUGGCACAGAACUUCGGAUCCGCUACCAGUUCGCCUCCGCGCAGGCCUUCUUUGCCACGUAUGGCUUUGUGGAAGACGUGGAGGAAGUUAGGCCGACGGAACUGAGGUUGGUCAUCGACGGUGCAGGUGAGCCAGCCGUGCUGAACGUAACAUCCGCGCAGUCCCUGCGGAAGCUCCUUUCCCGCUGCAGGGUGCAGGUGGCCACCGCCGAGGAGUUGAAGGGAGCUCGCGUCUUGGAAGAUGCAGCACGCUUUCCUCUGUCCAGAUCUUGGCUGUCACAGAGAUGUGCCAGCCUUGACUAUGGCAGUCUAGAAGAGUGCUGUCCAAAACUGAUACCCGAAGGUGAAAUGGCUGCAUUCCGACGCUUGCAG